AAUACCAUACUAAUCCUGGUUCCAUUUGCAGUUUUUCGGCAGCAGAUUAUGUAAAUAUUAAAACCACUUAGGUGCAAAUAUCUGUUUGAUUAAACCCCAAGAAAAGUUUUUAUUCUUCAGCGGGUUCACUACAGACGGAUUUAAAACAGCUCUGUGAUACACAAGAGAGAGAUAUUCAGUAACUUUAAUUGGUUCCACUUAAGAGGAAGAAACACAUCGAACUGAUAUCUGAAUGGUAUUUGAAGGGGAGGAAUUUUGGGCAAGUGUUAUCUCUUUUCAUUUCUUAAUGGUUCUAAAUCAUGGUCCAUUGUUUGCUUUGUUAGAAGAGAUAAGAUAAGGGUCCCACUCCUUCCAAGAUCUUCCACUAAGCAAAUCUAUUUGACCACAGCCACAUGGAUCAUCACGAUCACUUCUUUCAUUCAUUAACCUGCCCUGCAUGUCUUUGGAACGUAGGAGGAAGCAGAAGUACCAAAAGAAAACCCAUAUCAAACUGGGAUUUGAACCCAGAACACCCUGCACCAAGAUAUAGUGAUAGAGCUUAAUAUAGGUGACGUCAGAUAAAACCAUUGAGAUCAACACAUAGAGCGUCUUUAAGUAUUUGACCUUUUCCAUCCAAGCCGUGGAACUUCCUGGGAAUUCACACAGAGAGCUUUAGCCCUGCCUUCUUUGUGUGUAGGAAGAAGGCAGUCCCAGUUCUCUUUCAGUGGUGUCUGCUUGUGUCACACGGCUGUCAGUCACGUGUCAAGAAACCGGUGUUUGAGAACAUGAGCCAUGUGUGAGAAAUCUUAAAGAAACCUUACGAAAUGUUACCUGUCCAGACCUGAAGAUGAGAGUCCUGGAGGGGACAGGCGGGAUCUGCAGCUUGUUGGCUGCACUGCUGCUGACAUUCGCUGCGGCAAACAACCACAGUGGGGAGACAGAGACCCACCAUGCGAGUGCAGGACGCCUCCUCUUGCUGAAGUGUCACUUUCGACAUGCUCACACCAACGUGACCUGGAGCAGAGCAGGGAGUCAGAAUGGGAGCCUGCCCAGUGGAGUGGAGGUCCGGGAUGGGCUACUGUGGUUUCUACCUGUGCAGACUUCUCAUGCUGGAACCUACACCUGUGAGAAAAGGUACAAGACUGGACCAUUGAAGAUGAACUUUGGGGUGUCGGUGUCGUCCGGAGAGUGUCCUGAUCCAUCUGAAAACAUUUCAACCUCGAGGGGAGUCAUUCUCGGUCUUCCCUGCAAACAGAGAGAGAUCUUCCGACUGAAUAACCGCAGGAGCAUAAGAUGGAUGAAGGACUGCCGCCUAAUUGAGCCGAUGUCUUUGAAGGAGGACGGCUACAUGCGGCUGCAUCCGGCCUCAGAGGAGGAUGCUGGGAAUUACACCUGCCUGGUCAAUGUUAGCCUGGAUGGGAGGACCUACACAGCUGCACGUAGCAUCCAGCUGACCAUGAAAGAUAUUACACGUGUAAUAAUUACAGAACCGAUGGUGCUGUUCCCCAGAGGACAAGUGGUCCUGGUUGAAGUGGGUAUGAGAGCAGAGCUGGAGUGUAAGGCCUUCAUAGGUUUCAGUGAGGACCAUAUCACCUACAUGUACUGGACUAUUGGUGGGACAUUCACUGAGGAGCAUGAGGGACUCAAGGAGUCCUGGAAAUACACUCAUGAUAGUGGGAUGGUGUACGGUCUGUCCACUCUGUCCAUCUCUAAGGUUCCUCGUCUCUUCCUCGAUGUCCCCAUUCAUUGCCAUAUAGUGACCCAAACAGGAGAGAAAGACGGAUUGGUGCUGCUUCAAGAAGCCGACCACAGUGCCUUCUACACCACCAUUGCUCUGUGCCUUACUGGCAUCAUAGCCUCUCUGGCCCUGGCUGCAGGCUCCCUCUUCUUCAAAAUAGAGGUGGUGUUGGCUUACAGGAAACUAUUGAGAUAUUUUUCCAAACAAGCUCCAGAUGGGAAACUCUACGAUGGUUAUGUGAGCUUCCUCCAUCCAGACACCCUGAGCUCAUCUGAGACAGAGAACUUUGCCCUGCAUAUCCUGCCUGAGGAGCUGGAGAAGAAACAUGGCUACUCCCUGUAUAUCAGAGGACGAGACGACUGCCCCGGAGAAGCCUUGCAUGACGUCAUAGCUGCUACUCUCCAGAAGUGCUGCAGACUGAUCAUCUUACUGUCUAAUGAGACAAAAUCUCCCACUGAAGUCAAAACAGAGGAAAUGUCACCAUUAUGCAACGACCAAAACCAGCUGUGCUACGAACAGACAAUAGGCAUUUACGACGCUUUGACGCAGAACGACACCCGAGUCAUCCUGGUGGAAAUCGGUGGCCCAGUGGAUUACAACCGCCUGCCAGAGUCUCUUCACUACAUCAAGAGGAAACAAGGAGCUCUGAAGUGGGAGAACGCCUCACCUGGAACCCAGAGUCUCAGCAAGUUGCACUCAACCAGAAAGUUCUGGAAGAAGCUGAGGUACCACAUGCCCUCAGUGCCCGUAGGAAAACACCAGACAAUUAUUUAACCCAAGUGAAAAACUUGAUCCAGCCUCCAACAUUGAUUUGUUACAUCGUGAGAGGGCUGCUUCCUGGAGAUAAGCUGGGGUCUGACAUGUGGAAACCAGACUGCAAUCUGAAACGCACUGUACGCCAUUACGGGCCAGCCAGCAUCAAGAUUUUUUGUUAUCAUUACUGACUACUGUAAACACUGAGUCUUUGACCUGCUCGUUUCCCAGCUACGCAAGCAAUUCCACACUGUGUGCAAGGUAUUUGCUGAAUUUCUUCUUCAUACUAAAGAUUUUUCUUUAGAAAGACACUGAUUCACAUAUUUCUCCAGAUGGCUUUGCGGGCAGUGUGAGUGGGUUCACAUUGAUGCGCUGUAUUCGAGUGUGUGUGUGAGUGCUUUGUUUUCUAGUCUUGAUGACCACUCAAACCACACUUUACAGAGUGGUGACGACAUUUUACUCUACUGUUUUCCUCUUCAGGACAUAAUGGCUUAACACGAGGGCUCUCAGUAUCAUUUACUAGAAUGCAAGCCUAUUUAUAAAUCAGUAUAUUUUUAUAUUUAAGAUAUUCUGUUUCAGUUAUUGCAGAUAGCUUUUUUGAUUUUAGUAUUUUCCUUUGUCUUUACUUCUCUGACGUCCAAUGAAAGUAACAAAAUGGUUCGAAGAAAGAGAGAAAACCUUUCAAGAUAAUCUUAACUCGGUUUUCAGUAGUUAAAUCACAACUGAAUAAAUUGGUUAGAUAAUCAGAAUGAAAUGAGUGUCAGCUUUGGCAAUGUUCUUCAGCCGCCUGCUUCACCUUUUACUAUGACAGGAAACAUUUGUUGUGCAUAUCUAACCUGUGAUUACAGAUUUAACCUCCUAACUGUAUGACCUCAUAUUCUCUUGUUGCGUAUGUCAGUUAUCAUAAAAAAUCAUUUUCCUCUGCUGUUGUAACAGUAACAUAAUCUUAGUCUGACUGGAACCUUGUAAUUGUUGACAGAUUGGGGAGAGUACAAGGGGAAUUUCCUCCAUCUUGUUAUUUUAAAGGUUAUUCAAGAUUAUCCGAGGUCCAAGUUUCUCUAGAUGAGCAAUAUUUGGCUCAGUUUUAAGAAUAAGUGACACUGAAUAAAUAGACUGACUGAACCAAGUUCAAUUUCAAGUUGUGAUUUCAACACUUAAAGGCAUUUCUGUUUUUCAACUCAUCAGAUUCGUAGGAAGUUGGUGAAAAUGGCCCUAGAUCCAUCCCAAAAUUAUAUUGGUUCUUCCAUGGCCCAUGUUCCAUCCUUCUAGCAAGUUCAAAUAAAUUCACUUCAAAAUAUUUCUUUUAUGUAAUCCUGCUGACAGACAAACUCUUCGUUGGAGGUUACGAAGAAUUGCUGAGUGAUUUUGAUUGGGGAAAUAGUUUCAUCUUUUUCCAACUCUGUGUCCCUGUGCAGACAUAAAUAUUGAGAUGCUUGAAGCCUGUCUCAUGUUGAUGUAAGCUGAUUAGAAAACGGGUUUAGAUUUCCCGUACUUGCUGACAGAUGUCUUGUGUCCAGCAGCAACAGGAAAUAACUUCUUUUGAAAACCACUUAAGCUCAACGGCCUCAAACCACCAAUUUACCAUCUGAGUAAAAAAAGAAAGCGUAAAUGUUCAAAAACAGAGGCAUCAUUGUCGCAGCUUUAGAGGCAAACACUGAGCACAAUUCCGAGCUUUGAAUUCAAAUUUCUAAAUUUCAACUAUAACCACACAUUAGGCUUUAUUUGUAAGAAACGCCAAACAUAAGAAACCACAACCCUUCACUGACAGACUCUGUGAAUCUUCAACAAGUAUUUCCUGUUCAGCCUUUCAGAGAAACAUCUUAUCUUUGUUAUUUUAUCACUUCAGAACCUCAGAUAUCCUCUGCAGGUUUCUCUGUGCAGUCAAGUUCAAAAUAUUUACAACCAGUCAUUAGGAGAACAAGUAUUCAGGCGGAUAACUGCUUACAAUAUGAGAGUGAUUAUUUUUGGGGUAAUGUCUUGGCUUUGCCUCUGGAGCUGGUAAUGAGAAACAGUUGUCUUGGCAGCUCCACAUUGACGAGAGAAGUACUGUUUUAAAAACUGCAAACUCUAAAUAACUCGGGAGAAACCAUUUACUCACUGAACAAUGAGGUCUGUGUUGUUUAUGAGCAACUUAUGCAUUACAUCUUUAUAUUUUAGUUAAAGUACACAGGUUUUAUGAAGGCCAAUCAUCCCUGAUUACGCAAUUUUACAUGCUAGUCUCUUUUUGUCAUCUUCUGUAUAAAGUCAUUUGUUCUUUGCUCUAUUUGCAAUGCCCUUUAAAUGUUGCUGUAGCACAACACUUUCCCAAGUUGGGAUCAAUAAAGUACAUCUACUCAUCUGUC
This is a messenger RNA of Pleuronectes platessa (European plaice), 4812 nucleotides long. RefSeq names its product interleukin-1 receptor type 1. NCBI's taxonomy places the organism in Eukaryota, Metazoa, Chordata, Actinopteri, Pleuronectiformes, Pleuronectidae. Gene Ontology annotation, molecular function: interleukin-1 receptor activity. Gene Ontology annotation, biological process: signal transduction. The record is from RefSeq and is a predicted model, not a curated record. Bases 827 to 2491 code for a protein of 554 amino acids. The transcript has 11 exons.